AUGGUUUGGUUUUUUUCAGGAGUCGAAGAAUACUGUAGGAAGAACAACUUACCGCACAAGGCUUUGCUAUUAGUCGAUAAUGCCCCUGGACAUCCUGCAACUCUCAACCAAAGCGAUGAAAAUGUGAAAGUGGUCUUCCUACCACCAAAUACCACUUCUCUGCUGCAACCCAUGGACCAAGGUGUAAUUGCUACCUUUAAAGCAUACUAUCUGUGUCGAACUUUCAGGCAGUUAAUGGAACGAUUAGACGAUAUAAUAGCUUUGGAUAAAGAUAGUCAAUUAUCAAUUAAAGAAAUCUGGAAAAAUGUUGAUAUUCUCAAGGCUGUUGAAAAUAUCGAAGCUCCUUGGAAAGAGGUAGCUAGUGGCACAAUGAACAAACCCUGGCGUAAAAUCUGCCCAGAAGGGGUUGAGUCUCCUUCCUGCAUUGAUAUCGUCAGCGAUUCAGAAAUCAACAGAGAAAUUCUUGAGAUUGCGAAAACUAUAGGCUUUGACGAAAUCGAUAAAGAGGAUAUAUUUGACGUAAUUAAUACUCCUGAAGUGCCACUUUCCAACGAAGAAUUGUUGAAUAUUGUAACAGAUGGCACAGAAUUAGUACAACCAAAUUUAGACGAGGGAGGAAAAGAGAGCAACUGGUCAACCAAAAAAAUUUCUAAAUUUUUGGAACACAUUGAGAAGGAAACCUGUACAUAUGUAUAUCUAUUCUAA
Hermetia illucens (black soldier fly) is the source of this 705-nucleotide messenger RNA. RefSeq names its product tigger transposable element-derived protein 1-like. Bases 1 to 705 code for a protein of 234 amino acids. The transcript has a single exon. The record is from RefSeq and is a predicted model, not a curated record. Gene Ontology annotation, cellular component: nucleus. Lineage: Eukaryota; Metazoa; Arthropoda; Insecta; Diptera; Stratiomyidae. Gene Ontology annotation, molecular function: DNA binding.